AUGUCUGAAAGGAAACGACAGAAAAGAAAUAAUGAUAAUGAAAAAAAGUCGAUCACCAUUACAAAAUUUGAACAAUUCCCAAAUGAAUUGCUCUUAAUAUGUUUUGAUUAUUUCGAUUAUUAUGGAUUAUGUCAAUCAUUUUUUGGUUUAAAUCAACGUUUCGAUCAAUUAAUAACCUAUGAGUCAAAAAUUCAUAUGGAUUUAGAAUCAAUUCCCGAACAAUAUUUUUUAACAUAUUGUAUUCAAUUCCAUCAUUUAGUAAUGAAAUCUGGAAAAUUCCCAUUAUCAUUUCAAACUAAUGAUCAAUACAGACUUGAUUUAAUGUUUGCUGACUAUUUCUUUAAAGAUAAAUUUUCCAAAUUGAAAUCAUUAACCUUACAAAAUAUAAAAGUUGACAGUGUAUACGAAUUUAUAUUUGAUAAAGAUACAAAAUUAUAUGAAAAUUUACAACGAAUCAAUUUAAUGAAUAUUGAAUGUGAGAAAAGCAAUUCAGCAAAUCUAUUAACGUAUAAUUUAAUAUCACCAAAAAUGAAAUCAUUAACAUAUUUAAACAUGAAUUUUCAACCAUGUUCACCAUGUAAAUGUGGUUAUAACAAUGGUAUGAUGUAGAAAGACCGAAAAAGAAAAGAAUCUCGAAAACGCUUAUUAAGAAAAAUAAAGUUGAAAAGAUAAAUUUCGAAAGUACAAAAUCUCGAAAAAAUGAAAUUCCGAAAAGCUGAUAUUACGAAACAUAAAAUCUUGAAUUUUUCGACAUAGAACAUUUUAAUGUGAUCAUCAAGCAUAUGUUUUUAUACUUAAAAUUUUAUUUGAUAAUUCAGGACAACUAAAUAACAGAAUAGAAAAUUAAUAAAAAUGUUGAACGAGAGAAGAUCAUUUGCUUGUCCUAAUUACAAAAGAAAAUCCUGUUAAAAGUUCAGGAAGAUUUAUUUGAUUUUGAUGAAACCGUGCUACCGAAUUGAAUUAAUCCGUUCUCGAAGUUCAGUUGUCUUUUUGUCGUUGAUUUUCUUCCCACUCAUAAUCAUUUUAAGCAUUUAUUGACCAACAACAGCUUCGUCUUUUUGAAUGCCAUCAAAUAAACUUCAAAUGUUUGGAUAAUAUUUAGCUACGAGACGGUUAAAAUGAUGAUUCCAGCCUAUGUAAGAAAAUAAAGCUGAUGAAUUAAAAGAAAAAACUAACCUUCUACUUAAUUUUUAAUUUUCACAUCUGAGACAUUCCAUAAUAUCCACUUCAUCUUCGUCAUCCAACAUCCAUUAAAAUAUUCAAUUAAUAGUUUUAUCUAAUGUGAAGCUUCACUUGAAAUCAAUUUGAAAGCAGGUUCAAUUGUUUCAUAUGGAACAGGUGCUAAUGCUAUAAGCUUUCGUACAGCGGAACAUGCAGUUUCAUCAUUACGAUAAACUGUAGUUAGUUGAAGGUGUUGCAUUUGCAGAUAAAUUGCGUGCACGAAAUGAAAAUUGCAUCCGCUAUGAUGCGAGUUAGGCAUCUAAGGAUUAUAAUAAACAAAGGAUAAAGAUACCCAAGUAAGCAAAAAACUAUUGAAGACCCCCACCAUGACUAGUCCAAAACGUCCGCAACACCCGUCAAGUCUAGUCUGAAACGUCUUGUGCACCCGUCUUGACUCAUUAUUUUUUCGAGAAACGUCCAGCAAUGACGCCUGGACUAGUCUAGAACGUCCAGAAAACCCAGCAUGUCUAGUCCAUUUCGUCUUUUAACCCAGUCUGGACUAGGCUGAAGAAUAGAAAAUUAUUUAAAAAAAUGCCGAGAGGUGGAUUCGAACAUCACAGCCGACAAUCUUCAAUAUCUGACGGGCAUCUUGAUGGAAAUCGAUGGUGAAGAGACAGAUUAGCGUCAGUUCAUACCGUCUGAAUCAUAGAGUGACUUCCGUCUAUCUGCCACAAAAUCAGAAAUCAGUCAAAGCCAAGCGACUUGGACUAGUCUAAAACGUCAUUAACCCAAGUAAGGACUAGUCUAAAGCAUCCCAUGUACGCGUCAAGACUAGUCCGUUUGUUGUGAGAAUGUAUCGACAAUCCAGAUCCAAACUAGUACAAACACUCUAAACAGUCAGUUUUAUUUAGACUGAAUUGUCCUUCUAAUUCGUCUCAACUUAUUAGUAAUGGGAAGUCCACGAAAUAGAAUAUAACGCAAAGAUUUUUUCAAUAUCUGUAUCAUAGUUCAUAAUAACUGAUGUUAAUAUUUUCUUUUCUGAUUACAGUAGCAAUCAGACUAGUCCUUCGGAAUGAAAAUUGAAGUCAGG
Molecule: messenger RNA, 2251 nt
Organism: Rotaria sp. Silwood2
Lineage: Eukaryota; Metazoa; Rotifera; Eurotatoria; Philodinida; Philodinidae
Source: the annotation of a GenBank genome assembly